AUGGUGAAGACUGUGCGUGAGGUUGUCAGACCAGAAGAAUCCUCAGAAGAAGAAUCUUCAGAACAUUCUUCAGAUGACGAAGACUCUGCGCAUGAGGUUGUCAGAUCAGCAGAAACGUCAGAACAUAAAACACGAUCUCCUCCAACAGUCGCCCCGCUCCGGAGAAGCUUAAGAAUAAAGAGGCCCGCCCAUGAGUACUGUUCAUAUCUAUCUAUCUAUCUAUCUAUCUAUCUAUCUAUCUAUCUAUCUAUCUAUCUAGAUUCAGUUAAGUACGUUUUUAAUAUCUAUCUAUCUAUCUAUCUAUCUAUCUAUCUAUCUAUCUAUCUAUCUAUCUAUCUAUCUAUCUAUCUAUCUAUCUAUCUAAUGUUCAUAUCUAUCUAUCUAUCUAUCUAUCUAUCUAUCUAUCUAUCUCUAUAUCUCAGACUGUUCAUACCUAUCUAUCUUUAUUUAUCUCAGGCUGUUCAUCACUCUCUCUCUCUUUCUCUAUCAAUCUCUUUCCAUCUACAGAAAAUCUAUCUAUCUAUCUAUCUAUCUAUCUAUCUAUCUAUCUAUCUAUCUAUCUAUCUAUCUAUUACAGUCUGUAAAAAUCUAUCUAUCUAUCUAUCUAUUACAGUCUGUAAAAAUCUAUCUAUCUAUCUAUCUAUCUAUCUAUCUAUCACAGUCUGUAAAAUCUAUCUAUCUAUCACAGUCUGUAAAAAUCUAUCUAUCUCUCUACUAUCUAUCUAUCUAUCUAUCUAUCUAUCUAUCUUCAUUAUCUCUUUAUAUAUAUCUAUCACUGUUAAAAUUUAUCUAUCUAUCUAUCUAUCUAUCUUCAUUAUCUCUUUAUAUAUAUAUCUAUCACUGUUAAAAUUUAUCUAUCUAUCUAUCUAUCUAUCUAUCUAUCUAUCUUCAUUAUCUCUUUAA
Molecule: messenger RNA, 903 nt
Organism: Acanthosepion pharaonis
Lineage: Eukaryota; Metazoa; Mollusca; Cephalopoda; Sepiida; Sepiidae
Source: the annotation of a GenBank genome assembly